CGUCACUUCCGCCUCGCCACACACACACCCGCGCACGGCCGAGGGCUUCCGCCGGCGCGUUUCCAGGGCAACGCGGCGCCCCGCUCCCCCCUUGUCUCAGUGGGGCUGGUUAACGUCAACAGAUGUCAACUCCCCCUCUCGCUGGGGCAGGCAUGCCUCCUGGUGCUUUCUCAGGGACGCAGGCUCAGGCAGCUAGGGAGGUAAAUACAGCUUCUCUCUGUCGAAUUGGCCAAGAGACCGUGCAGGACAUUGUAUUUCGAACCAUGGAAAUCUUCCAGUUACUGAGGAACAUGCAGUUACCAAAUGGUGUUACUUAUCAUACUGGAACAUAUCAAGACAGACUGGGAAAGCUGCAGGAACAUCUCCGUCAGCUAUCAAUACUCUUCAGAAAACUGAGAUUAGUCUAUGACAAAUGCAAUGAAAACUGUGCUGGGCUCGAUCCUGUUCCCAUAGAACAACUUAUUCCAUAUGUUGAAGAAGAUGGCUCCAAGCACGAUGAUCGUAGUGCUGCAAGUCAGCUUCGUUUUGCUAGUGAAGAGAGAAGGGAAAUCAUGGAAGUAAAUAAGAAACUGAAACAGAAGAAUCAGCAGCUGAAGCAGAUCAUGGAUCAGUUACGGAAUCUUAUUUGGGACAUAAAUGCCAUGUUGGCAAUGCGGAACUGAACAAGGAAAAUCAGACUUUGUAAUUGGAAAAGAUACAAAUUUGUUUGGAGAUAUUGAAUUUCUUUCUAAGAAGUAACAUGUUUUCCUACAACCAUAUUGCAGUAAUGUUUGAAAAGUCUUCAAGAUUAAAAUGUUGGGGGUUUGUAAUAACUUAAAUGGUGUUAGUUUUGUUUUUAUAAAAGAUUCCUCCUACAGGUUUAACCAAGUGAUUCACUUAGCGUGAAUGUAAUACAGCCUCAAUAACUUGCAGUAACAGUUUGGAUCGCUAUGCAAAUGGGGUUUUUUAUAAAUUAGGUGUUUCUGUUUUGUUUUUAAAUACUAUUAACACUGUUUUGAAAACAUAUGUUUACAUGCCAUUCUGCAGUGCAAACCACCUCUACAGAUAGGAAAGGUCUGUAGGCCAUUUCUGUAUUGCACAGAAAAGUCACUCUAGUAAGCUACAGGACUGAAAUAAGUGAUCAGAUACUACAAUGCAAUAUGUUUCCACAUUGUGGGAACAUUUAGUACAGGUUCCUAUGCCAUAUAAGUUCAUCUUAUUCCAUAUUCUACCACUGGAUACAUGUUAUAUUAGAUAAAUUGGAACAAAACUUAAAAGCUACAUAAAAUUACCCCUAUAUCCUUAUGGAUAUAGUAAAGUCUUCUAAAAUGAAGACUACAUGCAUAUAUCCUCAGCAUUGACUUCUUCUGUAAUGAUGUGUUAUAAUUUCUUGAGUACUGCUCCAGUUAUUGUAUGGUGUAUUCAUAUAGCAUUAUGUACGUUUGGAAUACUUUGGGUUUGUUUACCAGAAUGCACUGAAUAAAGACCUCAUUAAUCUUUUCCUUAUGACUGCCAGUCUUAGAAAACUUUGGAGUAUAUGAGCAGUUCUUUAUUUUGAGUUAAUCAUCAACCUUCAUCUUUCUUUGUUCUGCCUCUGGUAAUCCUCACAAUUUUCAUUAGGCCUGAAAAUAGUAAUUUUUGUUAUCCACAGAUACUGCCAGUGGACUAUGUGUCUCUUUUUCCAGGUGAAUGAAUAUGUAAAAUAAUGCUGUUUCAGUACAAAUCCAUAAGGCACUCUACUAUUAAUAUUUGCGAAAUUCAAAACUGACCAUCCUCAUGAUUUGCUUCUUGUGUAUUACUUUUAACUCUCAUUCUGUGCCCUGUCAGAUUCUGUAAUAGUUUUAUGUGAAAGAUUUGUGCAGAACCUUCUGAAGAGUCCAGUUAAAUAGUAUCCUUUAAAAUAUAUCCUUUUUACAAUACGGGGUUUUGACACUUGAAUGUUUAUUGAUUUGAGAUUUAAAAAUGCUAUACUGAUUUGUUGUUCUAUCAGUCUUCUUUAUUUUGUUUUUUAAUAAUUUCAACCCAUUUGUCUACUCCUUGAGGUAAAAACCCCUGGCACAUAAUAGAUCUGAUCAUGUCUGGUUAACAAUGUAUGACUUUUCCAUUAAAUUAGGUACAAUAUAGUUGUCUUUUAUUUCUCCUUUUGAAGGUUUUAAAUCUUAACAUAUGAAUGGAUACCCAGUCUUAUAAUUGCAAGUAAACAGAGUUCGAAAAUGUUAAUUUUGUUUACCCAGUGUUGAAAAAUUAUGUGUAACUGUGACAAUACCUAGAUUUGAGUAGAUGUCAAAACACCAUACAUAUAAGGUCACUGUCUUUUCUCCCAUGUUAUAGUUGGAAGAGUGGAUAUCUUACUCAGUGACAAAGCUAGCAGCAGAAAUGUUCAUCUCCCAUUUAGAUUGAUCAGUGUGGUAGAUGUGCUGGUCAGAAGUCGUGGUUGAUUUUUGCAACUGCAAGAGACAUAACUAUUUUAUAUAUAAAGCUUUUGAAAAGGAGAUGAAGACUGCGAGCAGAGAUUUUAUUUUGUUGUUUGUUUAAAAUGCAGGCACGUUUUUUGUAUUUGCAAGGUGUAGUGGCAGCUACAGAAGUUUAGUGUAUGUCUAAGCAUACAUCCAGCCUAGAAGGACUAUUGGAAAUGGAUUUUGAAAUGGCACCACCAUCUUAAUUGUGAGUGUAAAAUUCUCAGUACUUAGUAGUUUGUUCUAUUUUUGGAAUAAUUAUGGAAAAUGGAGAUUAGUCUAAGCUUUGCUUUACUGCCUGUAUACUAUUUAUGUAUUCUUACUAAAAGUCUUUAAAGUUUGUUGACUCUUUUAUUGCAUAUAAACAGUGCAGAAGUAACCUAAAAUGUGAAUAAGAGUGCAAAUACUGCAAAUGGAUUUCUCACUGAUGCAAUAUUCAGCUUGCUCUGUGCAACUGCUAGCAGUAGCCAAGGUUUAUACUACAAUUUUUCAUCUGGGAGAGAGGAGAAAACACUUUAAACCACUACCAGAAUAGAUAGUGCCGUAGCUAAAUUGCAAAGUGCAUAAAUUGACAGAAUUGUAUAUUAUCGCAGUAAAUACUGUCAAAACAGGAACUCUGCAAGGUGUUGGACCAAAACCGUACACUUUGACUUACAGAGAUGAAAGUAAGUGUAGUGAACGUAAUUCAUAUGCUCCCAGAUACAUGAAUAAGCAUAGGAUUUCGCCAAGAAGAUGACAGUUUUAAGAAAAAUGGCAGUUCCUCAGCUGUGAAAUACUUUUAAAGGAAUUACUGGGCAUCAACAUGUGCUGAAAUUUAAUAUUUUAGUUAAUGCUAACAACUUUUAACUGCUGGUUAAUGAAAUGGCACCAAAUGAAGUAUUUACAAAUACCAGCAAAGCAAUACAACACAGAUGUUUCAAUGUUUUGUUUAUAUAUGAUUGACUAUUCUGUAUUUCUGAUUAGGCAGAAGCUGGAUAAACAUACAGGCAGUCCCAGGAGCAGAUACCAGAACCAAAGAUGGUUCAAUUUUUGAAAUACAAAAAUAUUUGAGUGGGUUGGGGUUCUUAUGGCUCUCUUUUGUCUGGAGAGGACUUGGGGCAGUAGAGUUAGGCUGCUGAACACUCUGUAGCAUGUUUGUGGGAGCAUCCCAAGUUAACACGCACUCAAAAUGAAACCAUUAAUCCAACACCUUUGUAGACAAUAUAACAGAUACUGAAUGUUUGGUUCAGUGUCACAACAGAGAAGAUGCCUGCAAGGCAGUAUACAAAGGUCCAAGUUGUUUUUUACAUAAAAAGACAAGAGCGUGGAGCAGAUUUAUGCUAUGUUCAGGAAAGGUGCAAGGAGUUUACUUUUCCACUUGUUUUUUAUAGAGGCAGCAAGGCCACAUCCAGAGUGCUCUAAUAAACCAUGACCGUUUUUAUUGUCCUGUAGGAAAAAAACCUGCUGUGGUUAUAGUAGUUCUUACUGAUGGAUAAACUGGAACUUGUGCACACGUGCAACUUCAGUUAAUCACUGUAAGGAAUAGAUUUAGGUGCAGUAGGACAAGGAUUCUGGUCUCACAGGAACCAGGAUUUCAUCGAUGUGCAAGAUGGCUGCGCAAGCCAAAAAGACUACAGCUGAAGGAUGACUGACAAUUGCUAUGGGUAGCAACAAGCUCCAGAUGUAGAUUUGAAGAUCUGAAGUUAAGAAAAAGCAUCAGAAAUAAGAUGCAAUGACACCCAACGAUACUGUGAGUCAACGGAGCUUUACAGAGGAUGGAUUAUUUUAAUUACUUUGUGCUAACAAAGGAAAUGGGAAACUAUAAAGGAAUUUACAAAUACAUCAGUGCAGAAAAAAAAUAUUUGGGGAAGAAAGUGAGUAGUUUGCUUACUCUCCUUAUUUAAUAGCAAUGAAGACUAAUAUGGUAGAGUAUCAGGGCUUUAAAGGAGAGGGAUUUUUGCUGAGUUGGAAGAUUACUUUAUACAAAAAAAUAACAAGUUAGCUGAUUUGUAUUGCAAGAUAUUAAUGAAAGUGACAAAAAAUAUGUACCAAUGCCAGUUACUAUUUAAGAAAAUGUAAUGGAUAACUGAAACCUAAAUAAAUAAAUGCAAUAUAGUGAAA
Messenger RNA from Tyto alba (common barn owl), 4535 nucleotides. RefSeq names its product mediator complex subunit 30 (gene MED30). Gene Ontology annotation, cellular component: mediator complex. Gene Ontology annotation, molecular function: transcription coregulator activity. The transcript is spliced from 5 exons. The coding region runs from base 123 to 662 and encodes 179 amino acids. Gene Ontology annotation, biological process: positive regulation of DNA-templated transcription. NCBI's taxonomy places the organism in Eukaryota, Metazoa, Chordata, Aves, Strigiformes, Tytonidae. The record is from RefSeq and is a predicted model, not a curated record.